Molecule: messenger RNA, 3699 nt
Organism: Theobroma cacao (cacao)
Lineage: Eukaryota; Viridiplantae; Streptophyta; Magnoliopsida; Malvales; Malvaceae
Source: RefSeq, a predicted model, not a curated record
ACAAAACGUCUCCCUUUCAUCUCACGUUCGGGUUGCUCUGUUUCUCAUCCUCUGUUCCACCGUGGGAAAGCCUCAGUUAGGCUGGAGUUGAGACAUGGAAGAGUUCAAGAAGAGAAAACGGCCUUAAAAAUUUAGUCUUGCUGAAUCUUGGUUUUGCUUUGUUUGUCACUUAAAAAGUGGGGUUUUGCACUUGAGCUUUCUUGAGAGAGUCAAAGGAGGUAAAAAAGCUUAGAGCUUGCUUUUUCUUUUUCCUUGGUUUCUUGCAGCUGUGUUUGGAUUUUUGUUUUAAUGGAGGAUAUUAAGCGAGAGAUAAAACUUGGUGAGUUAAAGAGGGAGAGCCUUCGUAAAUCACUUGAGCAAGCCAGGGAUCAAGCGUCUUCGAUUCUGUUGUUUACUUUACAAUGGAAAGACUUAGAGAAACAUUUUGAUUUGAUUCAACAGAAUAUUGAGAAAAGAGUGGAGGUUGUUGAAUUGCAAGAAAAAGAGCUAGAAACCGAGAAGAGAGCACUGAAGGAAAGACAAGAAGUGAUUUGUUUGAAAGAAAAUGAAUUAAGUUUGUUGAAUGAAAAGAUUGAAGAAUGUAACAGGGAGCGUAAGUUGAAACAUACGGAAGCUAAUUCGACGCAAAAAUUGCUUGAAGAGUGCUCACUACAGUUUACAUUAAAAGAAGAGGACUUGGAUUCAGUUAGGAAAUUGGUUGAGGGUUGUUCUAAGGAACUUAGUUUGAAGAAAGAGGAAUUGUGUGCUGUGAACAAGUUGAUGAGUGAAUGUCUUGAAAAGCUAGAAGGGAAGGAGAAGCAAUUGGGGUUGGUAGAGGAACAGAUUGAAAAAUCUAGUAAGGAACUUGGUGUGACAGAGGGGAAGUUGGAUUUGGUGCAGUCGUUGGUUGAAGAAUGUGAAGGGAAGCUUGAGUCAAAAGAGAGGGAAUUGGGGUUAGUGACAAGAAGAGUUGAUGAAUGUUGUAAUGAGAUUUGUCUAAAAAAUAAUCAAUUGGACCAUUUGCGGAGAUCCAUUGAGGAAAAAUCUAAGGAGCUUGAGUUUAUAGAGAUGGACUUGGAUUUGAAGGAACAUAUGAUGAAUGAGUAUGAUGAAGUGCUUGAGUUAAAAGAGAAGGAGUUGGAAUGUUUGCGAAAUUCAGUCAAGGAAUGUUCUAACCAGCUUGAAAUGAAGGAGAACGAACUUGUUAGAAGCCAAGAAGUGAUUGAUGAACACUGUAAACAGCUUAAUGAGCAGGAGAAAAUUCUAAAUUCGAUCAAAUCCUUGAUUCAGGAGUACAAUGAAGAACUCGAAGCCAAAGAGGAAAAAUAUGAGGCACUUGACAAAUCUGUCAGAGAUCAAGCUGCUAAAGUCAAAUCUAAAGAGAACGAAUUAGGGUUGAUUGAAGAAACAAUUGUGGAUCGCUCAGCAGAGCUUCAUUCAAGAGAUAUUGAAUUUCAUUCACUGCAAACUACGAUAAGACGGAAUCAAAAGGAACUUGAAUCAACAAAGAAGGAGCUCAAUUCAGUCAAAGCAAGGGUGAGAGGAUAUUCUGAGGAUCUUGAAUUGAAAGAGCAGGAGUUCAAUGCUAUACAAAUGUGCAUUGAAGAACAUAGGCAAGAACUUUGUUUGAAAGAGAAGCAACUCAGCUCAGUCCAAAUAUCAAUUAAAGGAUGCAGCAAGCAGCUCAAAGUAGAGGAGGAAAGGCUUAUCACAAUCAAGAACUCAAUUUUGGAGUGCACCAAGGAACUUGAAUCAAAACAACAGCAGCUUGAAGCGCUAAAAAAUUCUCAGGGACAGCUCUCUGACAUGGUUGGAUCAAAAGAAAAGCAACUGAAUUCAAUUGAAAAGCCAUGCAGUAAUCGCCUACAGGAAGCCAAUGUGAAGGAGAAGUAUCUGGAUUCACUUAAAAGAUCAUUAGAGGAACGCUUGGAAAAAUUGGAUUUAGAAAGGAAGCAGUUUGAAGCUCGUGUCAAGGAGUUUGAAGUACAAGCAAAACAAUUUGAUUCUGUCCAAAAGGCAGUUGAAGAACGAAGUAAAAAACUAGAAUUGAAAGAGAAGCAACUAACUAAUGCCCUUCAUUCUCAAGUGAGGAGUGAGAAUCCUAGUUCUUUUUCCUUACAGGUACUUGGAAUCACAAACACAGAAACAGUGAACCCCACCAUCCUUAACCAAAUAAAGACUGAGCAGCUGGAUAAUUUUAUGAUUAGCAAUGCGCAUGAAACUUCAUCUGCUGAUCUUGGGGUUGAUGCUACAAUGGAUGGAAGGAGUUUGCAAGGUAUCAACAAUGAGCAUUUAUACGAGCCUGAUUUGAGGCAGAAUGAAGUUUUGGUUGCCCUUCAAAUGUCACCAGAUCCAGCCAAGUUUGUUCUGGAUCUGAUGCUAGGGACAUGUUCUGAACAUCAGAAGAAGGGUGGGACAGGAUUCGAAGAAAGUGUUCUGAAGAUUUAUGUCCUUUUGUUGGAACAACUUUUGCAAGUUUCACCACUUGUACAACCUAAUGUGAAAGCAGAUGCAAUGAAGUUAGCAAUCGAGUGGAAAGCGAAGCUGAGUUCGAGUGCUCAAAAUUACAUUGAGGUCUUGGGUUUUUUGCAGUUUGUUGCUGCUUUUGGAUUGGUGUCCUCUUUUAAUAAAGAUGAAAUCUUCAAACUUCUUUUGACUGCUGCUCAACACCAACAGGCUCAAAAUGUAUGCCGGGUCCUUGGUUUUACAGAUAUGAUUCCUGAUUUCAUUUGUAGUCUAAUUGCAAGGAAGCAGUAUAUUGAAGCUGUUAGAUUUGUCUGUGCGUUUGAUUGCAAGGACAAGUUCCCACCAGAACUGCUCUUUAACCUGUUCUGGGAGGAUGUAAAUGGUGUGGCUCAUGAGAAGUGCAAGAUGGGGAAGAAUUCCUCUGAAGUACGGGAGAAGGCCAGUGAUGAACAGAUUGCUGCACUGAAAUCAGCAAUUGAAUGCAUCAAGAAUUGUAAGCUUGACUCCAGUAUGCCGGUUGAGGUCAUGGAGAAGUGCAUUGCUCGGCUAGAACAGCAAAAGAUGAACAGGAGAUUUUCUGCACUAGCCCCAGCCCCUGCAAUUCAACCAAAGCUUCAGGGCCAGACAAAUCGUAAUAUUGGCCCUUCUAUCCCCAGGAAUCAAUCCAAUCCUGUCGCCACAGUUCCAGGGCAGUUUCAGGGUGGGAUCUGUGCUUCCACUCCGGGGAGUAAACUGCAAGAGCUGAGAAACAAGCGUGCUUGGACUAAUGGACCAGCUAUUAGAUCCUAUACUCCUCAAGUGCCAACUGUUAACAAACCAUAUAUUCCUUCAGCUUCACAUCAUGAAUUAAGUGUUCCACUUAAUCGAGACGUAGCUCAUUUUGGUUUGGCUGCUAACUUAGGUCAUUCAUCUAAUUUGAUGACCCGGCGGGUAAAUAUUGCUGAAGAACAAGGCUUGACUCACAAAAGGCCCAAGCAGUGGUAGUUGCAGUCUGGUAACUCUCUCAACAGCCUCAUCGCCUGUACAUAUCAUGGGCUAUGCAUAUAGGUUAGGCCGUGUACCUUUUUGUUGGCGACGGAUCAUCUCCUUGGUACCCUUUUGCAAGUGCAUUGUUGGUACUGCUACAUGCGGAAUGGAACUAUACAUAAGUACUUCUGACCCUUUGUAACCCUGUCUGGAAAUGGGCCAUGUCUAACACCCGAGAUCUUUCACAAUUGAAAUACUACUGGUUAAAUACUACUGUUCUGUUCUGCC